Molecule: messenger RNA, 2142 nt
Organism: Cryptomeria japonica (Japanese cedar)
Lineage: Eukaryota; Viridiplantae; Streptophyta; Pinopsida; Cupressales; Cupressaceae
Product: protein-tyrosine-phosphatase MKP1
Exons: 1
Coding region: 152-1621 (489 amino acids)
Biological process (GO): protein dephosphorylation
Molecular function (GO): protein tyrosine/serine/threonine phosphatase activity
Source: RefSeq, a predicted model, not a curated record
UGCUUUCUUAACAGCUUUGAUUAAAUAAUAGAGGUCCUGAAACUUGCAAGACUUCAAGACAUCUCCCAUGUUAGAUAUCUAACCUUUUCAGGUCUUCAUCAAUUAUAUAGAUUUCUCUUCUGACUAAUUUGUUAAGGAUACAGACUAGAGAAUGAAUGAUUUGGAGGAUGCCACUUUGAGGAUGAAUGUGUUAAGGCCCUUAGUACAUGACAGUUCAACACCGAGACAUAAUUGGAGAUCGGCAUCCUGUUGCAAAAUGUCCACUCUUUCCCCUCCAUCUCCUUUACCAGAGACGAGUUCUACCAAUGAUAUUGAUAGAGUGACUUGUAACAAGUUUGGUUUGUAUGAUGAUGCUGCAGAGCAAAGCAGAGAGAAUGAGGUCUUAGGUUGCUGCUUUUUGGAUUCACAAGGCAGGAAAAUGAAACUUCUUCGUCCACCAUUGAGAGCUCGCUCGGUCUCAAAAUGUUAUGAUAUGGAGCAGACUUCAGGAAAAACAACUUUAGAUUCCUCAAGAGUGUUGAAAUUGCACUCAAAGUGCCAUGAUAAGGAAUCCAUCUCAGCAAACGCAACGACAGAUAAUUUAGAAAAGCCAACUAUGGAUGCCAACAAUGGGAUAAAGGUGAAAACUGAUUGGAAUUCUGUUGAGGAUGUUUCUUGUAAUGAAAAAAAACAUGCCAAGGUUAGGAAUAUUUGCGGAGAGAAUGAGGUGCUGGAUGAGCCUGAGGAUCGUAUGGCACAAUGCGACAAAGAGUGUUCACAGAUUCUUCCUUAUCUGUUUUUAGGUAGUAGGACUGUGGCUCAGAAGCUUUCAACAUUGCACUACUGCAGAAUCACCCACAUUCUGAAUUGUGUGGGUUCUAUAUGCCCAGAAAGUUUUCCAAAUGAUUUUUCAUACCGGACACUGUGGUUAGAAGACAAACCAAAUGAGGAUCUCACUUGCAUUUUGUAUGAUGUUUUUGAUUAUAUAGAGGAGAUUCAAAGGCAGUCAGGUUCCAGGCUAUUUCUACAUUGUUGCCAAGGGGUUUCACGUUCUGUUGCACUUGUUAUUGCAUACUUAAUGUGGAAAGAGCAUAAAUCAUUUGAUGAUGCAUAUGCAUUUGUCAAGGCAUCUAGGCGUGUUGCAAGCCCCAAUAUUGGUUUCGUUGUCCAGCUCAUGCAAUGGCAGUCAAGAAUACAAACCCCUCUUAGUGCAAAGAUUUUUCAUAUGUAUCGAUUAGCUCCUUCCUCUUCAUACACGCCUCUACAUCUAGUACCCAAAAGUGUAAACCACCCAAGUAUCUGGGCCCUUGAUUCAAGAGGGGUCUUUAUAAUCCAGCUAGAUAACAAGCUGUAUAUAUGGAGAGGUGAGAAAUCUGAUUUAGACAUGGCUGCAGCUGCAAACCGGAGUGCUUUCCAAUUUCUGAGAUAUGAGCAUGUAAAAGGGCCACUUGUAUCCUGCAGGGAAGGAUUUGAGUCAGCAGAGCUCUGUGAAGCUCUUGGAAUCAGCGAUGCAGACUAUAUGCAAUUGAAAAGGAAACAAGGAGAAAUUUCUUUUUCAUCUGAAGUAGGAGAAAAGCUGGUUGCAGAGUAUGAUACAGAUUUUGAGUUAUUCUGGAAAGCCAAAUUUGGUGGGCUAUCAUGACUCCCGUUGAUGGAGCAGGCAUAAGAGUCUUUUUGCCAGCUAGAGCUGAAUAGUUGGGCUUAUUGACAUAUGGUGAUACCUGUGAUAAUUAAUGCCUUUGAUUUGCGUUUCAAAGGUCAUACAUCAAUUUAAUAGAAAGCGGAUCAUUUCGCUUAUCAUAAACAUGCAAGAGAGAUAAUUCAGAACUGAAUGAACACAGUAAAGUGGUUACAGUUCUUUGGUUGGAGAGCUAACCAGUGAAUUAUUUCAAAUGAAAAAAUUAAAAAAUGUGCUGAUUAUAAUUGAGGAUAACAUCCUGGUGAAAGAUUUGAUAACAUGAUGACCAAUGAUAUUCUUUGUACUUCUGCGGCAAUGGUGAAUGGAGAAAACACUUUUGAAUGUCUUAGACACUCAUAAGGUAACCCAAGUCUUGAAUUUCACUCUAAUUCUUGCAUAUGUCCAAUUAAUUAGAGAUAAUGAUUGAAAUUGCUCACAUAAAUAGCUCCAACAAAGAGCUUAUAUACAAAUAGUCUUUACUUUUC